This is a messenger RNA of Pteronotus mesoamericanus, 1740 nucleotides long. It is a transcript of the gene DYTN, whose product is annotated as dystrotelin. The record is from RefSeq and is a predicted model, not a curated record. Bases 1 to 1740 code for a protein of 579 amino acids. Gene Ontology annotation, molecular function: zinc ion binding. The transcript is spliced from 12 exons. Lineage: Eukaryota; Metazoa; Chordata; Mammalia; Chiroptera; Mormoopidae. Gene Ontology annotation, biological process: synaptic signaling. Gene Ontology annotation, cellular component: plasma membrane.
AUGGACGCAGAUAAACAAGAUGCUCUUAAUAGUAUUGAGAAUUCCAUUUGGAGAACAGCCUUCAAAUUACGGUCUGUGCAAACCAUGUGUCAGUUGGACUUGAUUGACACUUCACAGAUUCAGCACGUCCUAUUACGCCAAAGUUUCUGGGAAGCAAGAGAGAGCCCUCUCUCCGUGAAGCAUCUUUUCCAGGCCCUCCAGGAGCUGUUUCAGAGAGUGAGGGUGGAAGAGCCAGGACAGGUGCACCCCAGAGCUUCGGAACUCACCCUGAGCCUUCUCACAGCGAUGCAUGACAGCAUGGGAACGGGUUUUCUCAAACUUGCACCUGCAGCCGCUGCCCUGAUUGCCCUCUCAGGGGACAGCCCUCUUACAAAAUACAGAGCUCUUUUUCAGCUCUAUGCGGAGAAUAACAGGGGAGGUUAUGAUUCUGGGGCACGCAUGACUCGAAGGGUUUUGAGAAACCUACUAACAGAUCUACAGCAGAUCCCAACUGUCGUGGGUGAGAGUCGUGCUCUGUGCUCUGUGGAAAGUGCGAUACGCAGUUGCUUCCAAGGGGUGUUGAGCCCAGCAAUCAAAGAAGAGAAAUUCCUCUCUUGGUUACAGUCUGAGCCUCCCAUCCUCCUGUGGCUCCCAACCUGCUACCAACUGUCAGCCACUGAAAUGGUCACUCAUCCCGUUCGGUGUAGAAUAUGCAGGAACUUCCCAAUCACGGGGCUGAGAUACCGCUGUCUGAAGUGUCUCAACUUUGACAUCUGCCAGCUGUGUUUUUUAUCUGGCCUUCACAGCAAGUCCCACCAGAAGUCUCAUCCUGUGAUCGAGCACUGUGUCCAGCUGUCCGCAAAGGAGAAUACAAAGCUCCUCUUUAGGACCCUCAGAAACAACCUGCUCCAAGCGGGCUAUAGGAGGAAAGAAGCUGCGAGAAGGCAGUGGCUGCUGGAUCAGGUGAAUCCAAAGGACAUGGCACAGGCCAGGCUCCUUAAAAAGCAGUUAAACCAACAUAAAGACAAGCUGCAAGCCAUAUACGCCUCCCAAGAAGAAAAAAGUUGCAGAUUUGAGACAAAGAUUCAUGAACUCACAGCCAACCAGGAUAGUCUGUGGGCCAAGCUACAGCAAAUGGGACAGGAUUUACAGGCAAUGGUACAGCCACUCCAUGCAUCUUCUUCUUGUCAAAAUACGGUUUCCAAGGGUGACCAUGGAAAGGGUGAAAGGUUUUGGAAGGGAGAAGAUUCUUCCCAGAUCAAGAAUGCCACUGUGGAAGGUUUGGAAUGGGUACCUCUUCCUAACCCCACUGUAGCUGACAGAAGUCAACAAAGUCAAGCAAAAGUAUUGGAUGCUUUACCGAAGUCAGAAUCACCACAGGACAUUUUAGAGCCAAGGUCAACGCAAAGCACCAGGGCACAAAGCCAAGGGCAAAAGACCUCCAGGGAAAUCUUUGGCUCCUCUCCCAGUUCCCAGGAAGGACUGUGGCAGGACACCCCCCAGAUCACUCCUGCUGAAAUAAACUCUCCUGCUCUGGCACCCAUCGAAAGGAGAGAGGCGGUUAACAUCCAGGAGGAAAAGGAUGAGCUGGAGGAGGAGGAACUGCAAGAAUUGUUAUCAAAAUUUAUGGAUGCCUUCACUCUAGAGAUGCCAUCAGGCCCACAGUCUUCAGUAAACAUGGACCUGUAUUGCGGAGCUGAGCGAGUAAGCAGGGCCUUCUCUGCCCUUGUUGAUCAAAUCACCUUGCCCAACUUGAAGUGA